AGAUGUCUUGCAACGUCUUCUCGAGGAAUCUGGCUUAAGUUUCCGGUGGUAGGGGCAGAGGUCGUUCGAUCUUGUCGUAUAAAAGCCUUUAGAGCUGCUGCUACGAGUAGAGUUAGUCCGUUCGGAAACGUGAUCUCGACAAGAUGAAGACAAGAUACGUCAUAGUGCUGGUUGCCGUGCUGGCCAUGGUCUAUGGCCAGUCGCAGGUGCAAGUUCCGCAGAGGACGUUGCAGGUACCCGACAGCCAAACCGCUGUCGCCGCGACGGACGAUUCGUUGACCCCGCAAUCGGAUGAAGUGACCAACGAGCAAUCGCGUUCCAAGAGAGCGCCUAUUCUGCUGGGAAAGGCUCUUUUAGGUGGUGCUGUCCUUGGUAAAGGUGCUCUCCUCGGCGCUGGAGCUUUAGGUAUCGGUGCUCUGGGAGCUGGUGCUCUGGGUGCCGGUUUUCUCGGCGCUGGAUUGUACAAGUCCGGAUUCUAUGGCGGAUACGGUUAUGGUAGAGGAUACGGAGGGUACGGAGGAUAUGGUGGAUAUCCCUACCAUUAUCACAAUCACUAUCAUCAUUAUCCUCAUUAUCACCACUAUGGUUACGGAUCGGGCUACGGCUAUUACUGAUAGAUUGACUGAUUCCAAUACAUUUCGUUGAUGAAUGGGACUGCCUGCUACAAUUCACUGGUACCUUUAAUUUAGACGAUUGUUAUUUAUUAACGAUAACAACUACGUCUUUCUUAUAUGGUACCCUUUCGUACCGCCGAUUUGGUUUAGUUAUAAUUUAUACGUACAACAGUUUGAUAUAUUCUGUAAAAAAAAAAAAA
Molecule: messenger RNA, 814 nt
Organism: Harpegnathos saltator (Jerdon's jumping ant)
Lineage: Eukaryota; Metazoa; Arthropoda; Insecta; Hymenoptera; Formicidae
Product: RNA-binding protein squid
Exons: 4
Coding region: 144-614 (156 amino acids)
Source: RefSeq, a predicted model, not a curated record